AACAAGUUGCUGUGAAUUACUCAACAAGGUCCUGUGUACUUAGCUGACAUGUGGUGAUGGGGUGAAAAGAAUGAAGGCAACUGAAAGGAUGAAAUCACUGACUUGGAUCUUGGGCCUUUGGGCUCUUGCAGCGUGUUUCACACCUGGUGAGAGUCAAAGAGGCCCCAGGGGACCAUAUCCACCUGGACCGCUGGCUCCUCCUCAACCUUUUGGCCCAGGAUUUGUUCCACCACCUCCUCCUCCACCCUAUGGUCCAGGGAGAAUCCCACAACCUCCUCCCGCACCCAAUGGUCCAGGGAUAUUUCCACCACCCGCUCCUCAACCCUAAGGUCCACCACUCCAUCCUGAUGCCCCAGGUUAUCCACAGCCUCCUUCCCGACCAAGACCCUAUCCACCUGGACCUCCAUUUUUCCCUGUAAAUUCUCCAACUGAUCCUACCCUCCCUACUCCUGCACCCCAAAUAUGAACAACUGCAGCAGGUGCCACCACCACCACAAAAGACACCACUACCCUUGUAACUACUGCUUCU
This is a messenger RNA of Pan troglodytes (chimpanzee), 529 nucleotides long. It is a transcript of the gene SMR3B, whose product is annotated as submaxillary gland androgen regulated protein 3B. Gene Ontology annotation, molecular function: endopeptidase inhibitor activity. The record is from RefSeq and is a predicted model, not a curated record. Lineage: Eukaryota; Metazoa; Chordata; Mammalia; Primates; Hominidae. The transcript is spliced from 3 exons. Gene Ontology annotation, biological process: regulation of sensory perception of pain.